This is a messenger RNA of Phytophthora infestans T30-4, 294 nucleotides long. RefSeq lists its product as uncharacterized. The transcript is spliced from 3 exons. The record is from RefSeq and is a predicted model, not a curated record. Lineage: Eukaryota; Oomycota; Peronosporomycetes; Peronosporales; Peronosporaceae. Bases 1 to 294 code for a protein of 97 amino acids.
AUGGCAGCGGCUGAGGAAGGCAUUGGCGACGAAGUGCGACUCGGAGUGAAUAUGGAUCCAAACGGGCUGGCAAAAUUAGCUCCCCCCCGUUUGUGUCAGAAGAUGAACAACCAAGCCACUCCACCUGACGACGACUUGGAGUCUGUUGCGCAGAUAAUGGCGCUAAUCGCUGCCUAUCAUGGUAGCCCCUACUAUUGGAAAGAAGCCUGCCAUAUAUCCGCGCUGACCGGGCCUGCAUGGGUCGCAGAACUGGACGAAGGCACCCACACCGAAUCAUUAGAAGCAAUCGUGUAA